CGCCGAGCCGAGCCGCGCCGCAUCGCAUGUCCGCGCCGCGCAGGCUGGCCGUGCUGGGACUCGGCUUGCUGCUCUCGCGGGCCGCGGCGUCGGCGUCGGCGUCCGCGGGGCGCUGCUCGGCCCGGCCCUGGCCGCUCCUCCGCACCGCCGCCGCCAGCAUGCAGAGCGCCGCGCCCGGGCCCAAGCUCCUCAGCCAGGAGGAAGCUCAGGCCAUAGACCAAGAACUGUUCGAUGAGUACAAAUUCAGUGUUGACCAGCUGAUGGAGCUGGCUGGGCUGAGCUGUGCCACAGCCAUUGCCAAGGCAUACCCAAGCAGCUCCUUCACUAUCAGUCCCCCGGCCGUAUUGAUUGUGUGUGGCCCUGGGAACAACGGAGGAGAUGGUCUGGUUUGCGCCCGGCACCUGAAAAUGUUUGGCUAUGAGCCAACUGUGUAUUACCCCAAACGCCCCAACAAGCCACUUUUUGAAGGUUUAACCACACAAUGCAAGAAAAUGGACAUCCCUUUCCUCUCGGAGUUUCCAUCAGAGGCUGCCCUGAUCAACGAGGUCUACGGCCUGGUGGUGGAUGCUAUUUUUGGGUUCAGCUUCCAAGGGGCUGUCCGGGAACCCUUUGGUACUAUCCUGGACACAUUGGAGAAGGUCACUGUCCCCAUAGCGAGCAUUGAUAUCCCAUCUGGCUGGGAUGUGGAGAAAGGCAACCCGCACGGGCUGCAGCCAGACAUGCUGAUAUCCCUCACUGCACCAAAGAAGGCAGCGAAGCUGUUCACAGGCCGCUACCACUUCCUUGGGGGCAGGUUUGUGCCUGCAGCCCUGCAGAAGAAGCACUCACUGAACCUUCCUCCCUACCCAGACACAGACUGUGUCCUGCGUCUUUCCUAGAAGUGAGCCCAGCCCAAGUGCCCUCCAUCUGCAAAGACCCUGCCCCAUAAGUGGCCAAGGCAAAUCUAACUCUAAAAGCUUCUCUGGAUAAAUCCGGUUGCGGGGGAGAGCUUGUCUCAGGGCAACCUGCAGAGAUGGCUCGAGCCCAAGAGGGGCUCUCUGGGGGCACCUGUCUCUGUUUCCCCUUGAAGCCUGAGCAAAGCAGCAGCUGUUUGCUGGGUUUGGAACAAAACCUGGCACACUGUCUUAAGACACCAAGAGGGCUUUGUCCUCCUUCAAUAAAAAUAUGUAUUAUACCUAUAAAAA
Messenger RNA from Varanus komodoensis (Komodo dragon), 1184 nucleotides. RefSeq names its product NAD(P)HX epimerase (gene NAXE). Gene Ontology annotation, molecular function: NAD(P)HX epimerase activity. Bases 27 to 878 code for a protein of 283 amino acids. The record is from RefSeq and is a predicted model, not a curated record. Lineage: Eukaryota; Metazoa; Chordata; Lepidosauria; Squamata; Varanidae. Gene Ontology annotation, cellular component: mitochondrion. The transcript has 6 exons.